Stegodyphus dumicola is the source of this 1714-nucleotide messenger RNA. RefSeq names its product kinesin-like protein 3A (gene Klp3A). NCBI's taxonomy places the organism in Eukaryota, Metazoa, Arthropoda, Arachnida, Araneae, Eresidae. Gene Ontology annotation, cellular component: microtubule associated complex. Gene Ontology annotation, biological process: spindle elongation; mitotic spindle organization; microtubule-based movement. Gene Ontology annotation, molecular function: ATP binding; microtubule binding; microtubule motor activity. The record is from RefSeq and is a predicted model, not a curated record.
AUGAAUGUUGUUGAGAGCUUUGACAUAUGCUUGCCAGUCAGGGCUAAAGGCUUUGUUGUCUGGCGUGGUAUGACUACUGAUAUUCGGAAUAGCUCUCACCAGGAGACUGACAUUAAUGUGGAAAAUAAAUCAAGUUCACUGGUGGAGUUGGAGUCAAGUGAUCUGAAAUCAGAAUUCGUAAGAGAAGAUGUGUCUACUGAAGAAAUUACUUCCGAGCAAACAGGAGUGUGUCGUAAGUUAGAAGCUUUAGAUCACCAGCUUGGCAUAAAGGCAUCCCUCGUCCAUUACUUUGAGGGUAUAGGUGAAGUUCUUGGUGGAAGAGAAACCUCAGAAGAUGAUCUAAAUCGUAUGAAGGCAAAAAUCGAGGUUUUAGUGAAGGAGAAAGAAGCAUUAAAAGAAGCUUUAAAAGUCUCUGAAAAAAAGCUUGAUGAGGAACGUAGCAGAAGAUAUGUAGAAUGUGAAAGUGAGAUUGUUUCCUUAGAAAAGGAAAUAAGAACAAGUAAAUUAGUAAAGGGGCUGAAGAAGCAAACUGAAUUGCAGAUUGCAGCGUUUAAGAAAGAGAUACAAGGAUUAAAAAAAGCUAGAGUUGAAUUAGUAAAGCAAAUGAAGCAAGAUAAUAUUAAAUUCAGACGCUUACAAAAGGAAAAAGAAAAAGAAGUUGCUCAACUGAAGCAGCGUGAGAGAAAAAAGGAUUUUGAAAUUGUAAAAUUAAAGAAUAGAUUUGAAAAACACAUGAAUGUAUUAAAUCAGAAACUUGCAAAGUAUAAACAAGAGAAAAGACGCUCCCUGGAAAAAUCAACAAUGAAAACUGCAAAAGAUAAAAAGAUACUUCAGAAAAACAUAAAUGAUUGGCUUGAUCGAGACAUGGAAGUUGUGGUUUGCAGCAAACUUACUGAAUUUCAUUAUCAAAAUGUGGAAGACAAACUUAAAUCUACUCAAGAAGAGAUUAAUAAUCUUCGAAACAGUUGCAGCUCAAGUCUGUCGGAGGAAAAGCAAAAUUUGCUAAUAAAAGAAGCUGAACACUUAAAAUCAGUGCUUGAAGUACACAAAAGAAAAUUAACUGAACUGAAAGGGGACAAGUCAGAUUUUAAAGAUGAAAAAAGUGAAGAUCGGUGGAAUGAAAUAAAUAGUAUGGCAGAGGCAAAGAUUGCAUUGGGAGUUCUUUUCAAAAAGUGUGUUUCUGCGGAAGUUGGCAUUGAAAUGCAAAAAGAUUUAAUGGAGCAAGAAAAGGACCAAGAGAGUUUUAAUAUCAACUCAUAUGAAGAAAAAAUAAAAGUGCUUAAUGAUGAAAUUGCAGAUUUAAAAGAAAAUAUGCAACGCAUGCAAAGCAAUUAUGAAGACCAGAUAACAAAACUAAACUUAGAGUCUCAGUGCAAAGCAUUAGAUUAUUUGAAGGAAAUGAAUGGCCUUACUGAAACAGCUUCAGAAUCUGAAAAACAUACAUCAUUGAAAAAUCAAAUUGAAUUCCAGGCUCAAGAAAUAUCUAGAUUAAGUCAAGUAGCCAAGCAGUUUGACACUCUAAACAGGGAAAAUGAAAACCUGAAAGAACAACUGUUCAAAGCUAAAAAAGGAAAGAAAGUAAAUUGGAUGUUUGCUCCAACUUCAGGAUCAACUUCAGCAGCUCCUUCAGUGCCUUCAUCUUCAACUACAUAUGUAAUAUCUCUUCAUUUAUACAGAAGCUAAUUAAUUUGUUUACAUAUUCUCGAAUAUGUUU